AUGCGGUGUUCGAUCGUACACAUCCUCCUGGGCUACACGGUCGUUGCGCCUGUCCUGUGCCAGACAAGCACGAACUCCUCCAAUUCGACCGGGACUGUGAGCCCUUUCGCUGUCUAUACUUUGUCGGCGGAGAACAUCACGGCAAAAUUUAUACCCUAUGGCGCUCGUCUUACAUCUCUCCUAGUACAGGACCGCCAGGGCCAGUUGCAAGAUGUGGUAGCAGGAUACGACAAUCCGACUCAAUAUGUGACCGAUACCGAAACGAAUCAUACCUACUUCGGGUCGAUUGUCGGCCGGUACGCAAAUCGCAUCAAGAAUAGCACCUUUACGUUGAACGGCCAUACCUACCAUAUUCCGGCCAACGAGAACGCCGGCGCGGACACUCUGCAUGGAGGUACCGUCGGGUAUGAUCAGCGCAACUGGACCGUGGUGGCCACAUCGAGUUCGAGCAUCACUUUCAGUCUGCUUGACACCGGCUUCGAGGGAUUCCCUGGCACUGUUCUAAUAACAGCCACGUUCACGGUUGGGAGUUUUGCCAGUGGGCCGCAUGGCGAAGUGCACCCGCGACUAACGAGCAGUAUUGUAUCUCAGGCCCUCGAUCAAGAGACGCCGAUAAUGCUGGCAAACCACAUUUACUGGAACCUGAAUGCAUUCAAACAGGCGACAAUACUGAAUGACACCACUUUGUGGAUGCCUUAUUCCGAUCGGUAUAUCGUCGUCGACCCUAUCUUGAUCCCGACCGGUGCACUGGGGUCAGUCUCCAACUUGUCCGCAUUGAACUUCACCUCGCCUAAGCUGCUUGGAGACGCUAUCGCCCACGCCGCUGGCGUUUGCGGAGCAGGGUGUACCGGGAUAGAUAACGCUUUCAUCCUUGACAGACCGGCCGAUGCUGGCCCAACAUCGUCCAACUACCCCGUGCUCUCAUUGUGGUCCGAGACUACGGGAAUACGGGUGGACGUGUCGACCAACCAGCAAGGGCUCCAGUUAUACAGCUGCAACGGCCAGAAUGGCACUAUUCCGGUCAAGCAAAGCCAGCAACAGAGAAACAACGGCACACAGGGCGCGGCCAAGUAUGUCAACAAGCAUGGCUGUCUGGUCAUUGAGACGCAAGCCUGGAUUGACGGGGUUAAUCAUCCGGAAUGGGGGGUUAACAAUUACGAGCUCUUCUCGCCCACAACUGGGCCUGCAGUGAACUUUGCCACCUAUGAUUUCUCGACUUUUUGA
Messenger RNA from Capronia epimyces CBS 606.96, 1224 nucleotides. RefSeq names its product aldose 1-epimerase. NCBI's taxonomy places the organism in Eukaryota, Fungi, Ascomycota, Eurotiomycetes, Chaetothyriales, Herpotrichiellaceae. The transcript has a single exon. The record is from RefSeq and is a predicted model, not a curated record. Gene Ontology annotation, biological process: beta-D-galactose catabolic process via UDP-galactose, Leloir pathway; glucose metabolic process. Gene Ontology annotation, molecular function: carbohydrate binding; aldose 1-epimerase activity. Bases 1 to 1224 code for a protein of 407 amino acids.